Colletotrichum graminicola M1.001 is the source of this 4062-nucleotide messenger RNA. RefSeq lists its product as uncharacterized. The transcript has 4 exons. The record is from RefSeq and is a predicted model, not a curated record. NCBI's taxonomy places the organism in Eukaryota, Fungi, Ascomycota, Sordariomycetes, Glomerellales, Glomerellaceae. The coding region runs from base 1 to 4062 and encodes 1353 amino acids.
AUGUCGCUCAAUGGCCUGGACGACCCCAAGGUCAAGGAGGCCCAUGAUGCUGCCGUUGCCGAACCAGGAGGAUGGUUUCUCCUCAAAUAUACGAGUCGCAAUGACAUCGACCUGCUAGGCCGCGGGAAUGGCGGCAUUGUCGAGAUACGGAACAACAUCGCCCAGUUCGAGGCUGAGGAUGAAGAUAAUUCGCCCUUGUUUGGUUUUCUGAGGUACCGCCGCCGAAACGUAAUCAUCAAAUACCUCCCCGAAAAUUGCUCCCGGUUGGUCCAAGCUCGUGUAACUGUUCAUUUCAACGCCGUCUGCGAGCGGUUCGCGCCGUACAAUACCGACUUCUCGAUAGCCUCUGCAAAGGAACUCAAAGACACGAAGCUGUCGGCUGCAUGCUCCCUGCACGCCGCCUCUGGUUCGACCUCAUCCUCGACGAGCUCUCUGCGACGGAGACGUUUGAUGGAAAUUGCCGAGGAAGAAGAGGAAGAACAGAGAGCAAGCAAGAGAAAGUCUGUCGGCGCUGAUGGCUCGACCGAGGCUCCGGGGCCAACGGCAGCUGGCGCUGCGAAAUCACCUCCUGAAGUGCCGCCACUAACGCUCAACGCCGAACUCGCAAAUUCGCCCGAGGAGAGCAAGUUUUCUGCAUCUUUGGAGCCGCCAGAGUUUGUUGGGGCCAGACCGCCUUCUCCUUCAAAAUCCUUUGACGAGGGACGGCGCAUGUCAUCGCAGUCCCUGAGACCUGAACUAUAUUCUCCACCGCUCCAUUCAUACGGGAAGCCCAAGGUCAAGCUUGCCCCGCGACCGUCCCUCGACGUUGCUGGCCGUGCUCGCACAGGAACCGCUGCUGUGGGGGCUGAUUUCCGACCAAUUUCCCAGAUGCCUUCUGGGUUGAAGUUAUUUUCCAAGGGUUCCAAAAAGGGAAAGUCCAAGGAGAAUACUCUGGGCCCUCCUCCCGAGCCAGCCCACUUGGACGAAACGACCGAAAUCUCGUUGGCCGCCACUUCAAUACCCCUACCCGACGGAGACUCCAUCUCCCAGAUUGAUGAGACCGUUAGGCCACACGCGAACUCUGGCCGACCCACAACAAGCUCGGGCUCCUCAAUUAAAUCCACGAUGCCGUCGCUCACCACCACCAUGCCCACUAAACAAGUCAUGACGCCCGAGAAGGCGCGUCUGAUGAAGGCGAUGCAGCUGAGGGAGAAGAAAAAGAUGAGCCAGCAACCCUCCAGCACCCCAGCUGUUGAUGUCCUUGCCGAAGAGUCAACCUCGGAAAAGACCCAGUCUCUUGAACACGCUGAGGAGACAGCCGAGUCUACCCUUGCUAUUGAGGUCGACGACGGCAGCAGUGGCGAGAGACGACUCUCGGUAUCAAAAGCAGACUCUGGUAUUGUUGUUGACGCGUCCUCGGUUUCCGUCCACACAGACGUCGCCUCUGAGUUUACUCAGAGCGACUCUCAUCCCGCUUCCCCUAUUAUGGCAUCUUCCGAGCCUGAUCACUCGACCAAGGCGUCGUCGCUAUCCGAUUCUACCGAAGAGACUUUGAAGGAACCCGAUGAGGAGGACCUCGCCGACCAGGUCCACGCACGCGAUGCACGAGAGGAGGUUGCACCUGCAACGGAACCCACGGCCGCCCCCGUUCUAUCUGAGGAGGAGGUAGAUACUCCUAUUGCUGCUGCUCCUGAGCCAAUGGAACCAUCGGCCGCUAGCAACGAAGCACAAGGGGAUGCCGAACCCCUCCCUGAAGCCCCGGCAGACGCAGCCGAUGACUGUCCCAAUACAAAAUCCGAUGCCACCCCCGACUCGGCCCCCGAGGAGAUUGUCCUCGUGGACGAGAAGCCGAACGAGCCCGAGACUCCAGUUACCUCGACCGCUGAGAAGGAGGAAGUACACGAGGGCAAGCAGCCUGUGGAACAAGGGAGUGAGACUGAGAAGGUAGCAGUCACGGAUACACAACCAGAAUCGCCCUUGAGCUUACCAAUUUCCAAGUUCUCCACGAGCCCACCACGGGCGACGACGCCCAUCGAACCGAGAGAGACGCAAGAUCAAGAACAGAAGCAUGAUGACGUGUUUCCGCCCGUUGUGCCGGCACCUGCGGAAGUGUCACCUAGGUCGCCGCCAUCAUCACAUUCCCCCGGCCUGAAGGUUCCCCGGUCCAAGUUCUCAACACAAGAUCUCAAAUCAGCUGCAAGCAUUGAGUUGCCUGCCAUCGCCUCCCCCCAGGGCGAUGCGCUCCACGACACCGAUGCGCAGGCGGCGGGCUCGGAAUACACAAAGAGGAAGGCGCAUGUGGAGCCCAUUCGAACUGAUAUGGAUGCUUCGGGUAAGCGGGCAGAGGGUGGCAUGUCUGACGACGAAGAUUUGUUGGACGAGCUUCACUCAGCUACCGUUGAGCAAGCGCAUCACGUUACUGUUUCCAAAUCGCCCAUCACGCCUGUCUUCCCUAGCCCCCCGCAGACCGUCAGCAGACCGACUUCGCGUGGCAUUGUCCGCACCGUCUCGAAUCCCAUCCGCGGAAACAUUGUCACUCCAGCCGACGUGGCCCAGGCUCAGAGUCAGAGAUCAAUCUCUUCGGGCGCUGCCUUCCUGCAUAAAAUCACGCAGCAACAAGGCAGUCAACACCUGGCCCCCAAACAGCCUGGCAAGAUCGGUUCGAGUAUCUCGCAGCGCAUCAAGGCCCUGGAGAGGCUGUCUGCACACGCACCUGGAAGCGUUGAUCCGGAACCGAGCAACUCGAAAUCCCCGAGACCUUCCUCGGCAUUCUACGCCGUCAAGAGGGGAGCCAGCGUAAGGGAGCCUUCUCGCCCCGUGUCAGCUGUCGAUAAAGCGGGCUGCCUCACUGUGGGCGGCAGCCCUGUGCCAUCAGCCUUACCGGACUCGCAAGAACUAUCCCCAGAGACUGCCAAGGUGAACCGUGGCAGAUCCGGAUCAGUGGCUAACAGGCUGUCGAUGUUCGAGAUGCCAGGCAGCAACCCGUCAUUCGGCCGGUCCGAGUCCAUCUCCGUCACAGCGCGAAUUAUCCGCGAUCCCAGCCAGGUCAGCAAGACGCCCGAACCGCCCAAGAACCCUUCCGAGUUCGAAAAACUCGAUCUCAAGUCGUCGCCGCUGGUCGUCGACCACCAGAAGGUUGAGCCUCCACUGCCACCAGCCAACCUGGCAACUGUGGAGCCUCCAAUGGAGACGAUCCAGGAUCGAAGGCUAUCCAAAGAGAAGCGUCGCUCUCAGUCCAUGGAGCCAACGCCCGAUGGAGGCAAACUGCCUCGCCGAUCAUCCCUCAGCAUCAUGAAGGACUUUAUCAAGGAUCGAGGCAAGUCGCUCAAUUCACCAGCUGAGCCCCUGACCGCUCCUUUGCCCAUAUCUUCAGGUUCGAGACCGUCCUCGAGGCCGUCCUCGAGGCCGUCCUCGAGACCACCUUCAACUCCCCACACCUCUGGGCCCAGCCGUCGCCCUUCUAUCAGCAGCCGUCGCUCGUCUUCGAAUGGCAAGGACAAUGAUGCGAGCAGAGCCGUGUCCCCAUCCGUGCUCACCGAGGGCAGUGGGUCUGGCGAUGACAACAAGUCGACAACGAGCGACAAGAAAAUGGGCCGUGCAGGUCGCUUCAUGCGCCGCCUCUCCUCGUCCCUCAGCAGCGCGGGUCGAGGUAAGGCCCUGAACCCCACUGCUAUCUCUCCGACAGUUCAAGAAGAGGAUGCCUUCGAAGUCGCUCGCCUCCAGCAACCCACUAUCGAGGCAUUCAUGGGAGACGUCAAUGUCCAAUUUCCUGACAACCUGUUAUGGAAACGCCGCAGCAUGUGUCUGGACUCUCAGGGCUUUUUGAUUCUGAGCACAGUUGCCUCCUCGACCGCUUCCAAAGACAAGCAGCCUAGUGGGGCUGGAGUCAAGCGAUACCAUCUUUCUGACUUCCGGAUGCCCUAUAUUCCUGACAUGGAGAUACAGGAGCUGCCCAACAGCAUCUGUCUCGACCUGGUCGAGGGCUCGGGCUUGCAAGUGGCGUGCGAGGAUCGCGCCGGACAGAGGAACGUACUACAGAUUCUUCGAGCGGCGCAUCAAAGCCACAGCUCGCCCAGCCAUUAA